Vicia faba (fava bean) is the source of this 882-nucleotide messenger RNA. The record is from the annotation of a GenBank genome assembly. Lineage: Eukaryota; Viridiplantae; Streptophyta; Magnoliopsida; Fabales; Fabaceae.
AUGCAAGACGGUGAUGAAGUUAACAUUCAAGAGUUGGCCUCCAAUCUCACCAUUUACAGAGAUCAACUCAACCAGGUUAGAGAACUUUUGAACGACGAACCCUCUAAUUCUGAGUAUGUCGACAUGGAAAGGGAGCUCUGCGAGGUCAUUGCUUUGACCGAAGAACUCCUCACAACUGCCAAGCAAAAUGAAAUUUCCGUUGCCACUCAAUCUCCAACUUUAUCAACAUCCAAGGAGAAUAAACCGGAGCUUGAUAGCCACUUUGAUCAUCAAGACAGAUUUCCCAUUGGCACCAGAGUUCAGGCAGUUUAUAGUGAAGAUGGGGAGUGGUAUGAUGCAACAGUUGAGGCAUACACGCCAAAUGGUUAUUAUGUUAGUUAUGACAGUUGGGGUAAUAAAGAAGAGGUAGAUCCUGCUAAUAUAAGGCCAAUUCAAGAAGGUACUGUUGAUGCUUUGGUAGAAGCGGAGCGCGUAGCCGAAGCUACAAAGCAGGCUAUCAAAAGAAAAAUUGCGCAAGCUGGGUCUGUUGAUUUUCAGUCACGAACUCUACCUGCAAAGCUUCGUAUAGAGCCCGAUGACCCUGAGGAUGUGAAAAUUACGAAACGGAAGAAAAUACAUGCCUUUAAGUCUAAGAUGCGGAUGGAACAACUUGAAGUCACACAAAAUAAGCGGCAAAAUGCUUGGCAGCAAUUCCAGACAACCAAAGGAAAAGCAAAAAAGAUUGGUUUCUUCUCGGGAAGGAAGCGGGAGAGUAUAUUUAAAUCUCCUGAUGAUCCUCAAGGAAAGGUUGGUGUGACUGGAAGUGGGAAAGGUUUGACAGAGUUCCAGAAAAGAGAGAAGCAUUUUCAUCUCAAGGAUGGCUCAAUCGAGAAUGAUGAAUAG